Lactuca sativa (garden lettuce) is the source of this 3372-nucleotide messenger RNA. RefSeq lists its product as uncharacterized. NCBI's taxonomy places the organism in Eukaryota, Viridiplantae, Streptophyta, Magnoliopsida, Asterales, Asteraceae. The record is from RefSeq and is a predicted model, not a curated record.
GAUGCACAAAGAUCGGGUUUAGGUUUUUAGUUCAUCUCAAAACCAAAAACAAUCACUCACUUGGAAACAAAACAAGAUUGAUUAUGUAAACCCAAAAUUCUCUCCCUGUUAUUUCUUUAUUUAAUCUUUACAAAAACUAUUACUUUUUUGCUCUGAAUCUGUCGUGGGGUUCCUCUUAAUCGAGUCGAAAUUCCUUUUCUCUGGUCCAACAGAAUUUUAGGGUUGUGUUUUUUCCCGCACACACUAACUAAUAUAUUGAAAAAAAAGCGCACUCAUAGCUUCAGAGGUACGUCUUUCCCUCUUUCCCAAUCUGUAGUUUGGAUUUUGCUGUAAGUUUAUUGAUUGAUUCAUAGGUUAUUGUUUCAUAGUUCGUUUUCUUUUUACCUUCUUUGAAUUAUGGUGGAUCUCGAUUUCAUUUCUUUGAAUUUCCUAUUGAGUCGUCUCGUUUACGAUGAAAACCACAAUUUUGAUCUGGUGUUAUUAAUCUGACUGAAUUGCGUUCCGUAAAUCGGAUCAUUCGUUGAUCUCGAGGAGAGGAUAGGGUUUGAUUGUGUUUACAAACGAUUGGUGAAUUUUGUCCUAGUGGGUGUUUGUUGGUGAAUUGAGGUGGGUAGGGUUAGUGAGAAGAUGACUGAUGUUCGACCACAACUGCUACAGAAGCCUGAAAGCACCACCGAUGCCUGUUCAGAUUUUGAGAACGACGGUUCUGAUUUCGAGAGGGGAUUGGAAGAACUGAUGAGAGGGCAUUUGGAUGAUUGUAUGUCAUUCGCAUCAUGCAGCUCUCCUCAUGGGGACGAUGAUGAAAGCGAAGGUGGUGAUCAGCUAGUGAGAAGAAGAAGAAGGUCAGAUCUUGAAGGCGAUGAUCUGGCUGAAACUUCUGCUGCUAGAAGACGACAAUCACGGAUCUUAAGCAGAUGGGCUGCAAGACAAGCACAAGAGAUGAUCACCACAAUAGAAAGGAGAAACCGUGAGUCUGAAUUAAUGGCACUUGCAGGUUUGCAUACAGUUUCCAUGCUUGAUUCCUCCUUCUUAAGCGAGUCUCAAUCCCCUACCUCAAGGAGACAAGGCAACAUUGAAAGACCAAGCACCCAAGCUUCCUCUAUCCUCCAAAUGUGGAGAGAAUUGGAAGAUGAACAUGUUCUAAAUCGUGCUCGUGAAAGAGUAAGAGAAAGACUCAGACAACAUGCAAGUGUGGAUUCCAAUACCAUUACCAACAUGUCAGAAGGUCAAGAAGCAAGUGAACAUCAAGGCAGUUUGGAAGAAGAUGUUACAGAAAGUGAGAAUGAUUACAGAGCUUGGUCUAAUGAUCAAAUGGAAGCUCAAAACGAACUCCAAGAAACUGAAACUUCAAGCCGUGAACAGUCUCCUGAUUUAGGAGACAACGAAAGAGAGAGAGAAAGAGAAAGAGUUAGGCAUAUAGUUCAGGGAUGGAGGGAGACAGGUGUCACUGAUCAUAAUGCAUCUAAUGGUGUAAGAGCAGAAUGGCUUGGUGAAACUGAGCGUGAAAGGGUGAGGAUCGUGCGUGAGUGGGUCCAGAUGACUAGUCAACAGAGGGGCCCACGUCCACGUGGCAGUCAUAGGGAAGAACAACAACCACUACAACAACACGUAGCUAGUCGUGAGACUGUUGUUGACCAUGAUGAAGGUCAACCGGAGCAUAUCAGAAGGGACAUGUUGAGGUUGCGUGGAAGACAAGCUUUACUUGAUUUACUUGUGAGGGUAGAAAGGGAAAGACAGAGAGAACUUGAGGGUUUAACAGAGUAUCGUGCUGUUUCUGAUUUUGCUCAUCGCAACCGAAUUCAGUCACUACUAAGAGGGAGAUUUUUGAGAAACGAGAGGCCUGUGGAGGAGGAGAGGCUUCCAUCAAUGGCAGCAAGUGAGUUAGUCCAGCUCAGACAACGCCACACUGUCUCUGGUCUUAGGGAAGGGUUUCGAUCAAGACUAGAACACAUUGUUCGAGGGCAAGUAAGCAGCCAAUCUGAAAAUUCAUCUAACGAUAACACUAACAGUAACACCAUUGAUUUUAUAAGUAGUGAUGCAAUUACAAACACCACUCAACAGGAGAUUGAACACGAACAACAGACUCAAAUUCAAGAAACCAACAUUCAUCAAGUUUCAAAUCAGAAUCUGGAAAGUAUAAGUGUUGCAGCAGCUCUACUCCAAACCACAAAUCAACAAACAAACAUCAAUGAAAAUGAAGGUCAAGAUUGGGAUAACCAAGGUGUCAGUAAUGACAAUGAUCAAAUUUUUCAAGAAAACAAUUCAGGUAAUCAAGAAACGGUUUCUGAUAUUAUUCCAAGAACACGACGUACAGUUCCUGUUAGAAGAUCCAACAGAUUUCACGCACCUGAAGAUGAUAACGUGUACAGUAUGGAAUUAAGAGAACUUUUAAGCAGGAGAAGUGUUUCUAAUCUUCUUCGAAGUGGUUUUCGGGAAAGUUUAGACCAUUUGAUUCAAUCAUAUGUGGAAAGGCAAAGCAGAGCACCAAUCGAUUGGGAUCUUCACAGAAACAUGUCACCAGAAGUAGGUGAUCAACAACAACAACAGGGUGGUCUUGGUCUUAGAGAUGAAGACAAUGAAAACCAAAAUGAAGCCACCACCGCCACCAUUGGUAGCAGACCAUCACCAUCACCGCCAGUACCACCGCCAGUACCGGUUUGGCACCACCAUGAUUUGAAUCAUUCUAAUUGGUCCCGCCACAGCAUCCACCGAUCUGAACUCGAAUGGGAGAUGAUUAAUGAUUUGAGAGCUGACAUGGCGAGAUUGCAACAAGGUAUGAGUCACAUGCAGAGGAUGCUGGAGGCUUGCAUGGAUAUGCAACUUGAGUUGCAACGUUCGGUCAGGCAGGAAGUGUCUGCUGCUUUGAAUCGGUCAGCGGGCGGGCAGCAAGGUGUUGAUGGAGGGAGUUCUGAAGAUGGGUCGAAGUGGGUCCAUGUGAAAAAGGGAACUUGCUGUGUUUGUUGCGAUAGCCAAAUUGAUUCACUGUUGUACAGAUGUGGACAUAUGUGCACGUGUUCCAAGUGUGCAAAUGAGUUGGUAAGAGGAGGAGGGAAAUGUCCCUUGUGCCGGGCACCCAUUGUUGAGGUAAUCCGAGCUUACUCCAUACUCUAAAAAACAUUUAUAAAACUGACCCAAGAAGAAGAAAGAAGAAGAAGAUUUGGAUCAUCUACUCUACUUGAAUUGAAGUAGGUUUUUUCAUGUUCUUCUUCGUGUUCUCUCUCGUAUGUAAAGUGUUGAUUUUUUUUUUCUUUGUAAUUUAUUACAUGUUGGAUGCUAUGCAUUUGUAAAAAACUCAAGGACAGUUGGCGUGUUUUGAUUCGUCGGUGUCACGUAAAUAAAAUUCAACAGGAAUAUUUUUUCUGUUUUUUAGUA